Messenger RNA from Candida dubliniensis CD36, 735 nucleotides. RefSeq lists its product as uncharacterized. Gene Ontology annotation, molecular function: ubiquitin-protein transferase activity. Gene Ontology annotation, cellular component: Smc5-Smc6 complex; nucleus. Lineage: Eukaryota; Fungi; Ascomycota; Pichiomycetes; Serinales; Debaryomycetaceae. Gene Ontology annotation, biological process: DNA damage tolerance; double-strand break repair via homologous recombination. The transcript has a single exon. The coding region runs from base 1 to 735 and encodes 244 amino acids. The record is from RefSeq and is a predicted model, not a curated record.
AUGUAUUCUGAAGCCCAUAGGUUAUUACUCACUUACAUAAGAUCAGUCAGAUACGUUGAAGCUGGGGUUUUACUUGAGGCAUUUAAAUUUAUGAUUGAAAAAUUGCAAUUGGAAAUUCAAGCUCUGAAGAAUAUACUAGAUCAAUACAUUGCUGAGAUUAAUUCUAAAAUAUCAGGACAAAAUUUUAAAAUUGAAAGGAAAACUCAUGAAAUAACGGGUGAUUUAUAUUAUAUAUUCAUUAAUACGUUAUCUGAUGAAAUCGUACAAGAAAGUUCCGUGUAUACAACUGCUGAAUUAACAGUGAUAAAAUAUCUUAUUAGAAAUAUAAUUGAAGCCAGUGACUAUCGUUGUUCAUUGGCCAGGGUUAACGCUAAUCAAACUAUUUCAACUAAUACAAAUAAGAAUUUGAUGGAGGCAGAUUCAAUGGUAGACAGAUUGAUAGAUGAUGGUUGGUUUAUAAGCACCAUUGAUGACAGAUUGAUGUUGUCUAUAAAGACACUUUGUGAAUUGAAAGAAUAUUUAAUUGAGACAUAUGGCGUCAAUGAUGAUACUGAUGCAGACGGUAAGGUCUUGUUGUGUACCCAAUGUAAAGAAAUUGUCACUUUAGGUUGGAUCAUACCUUCAGGUAAACCAUUUCAUAAAAAGUGUUACGAUGUAUAUUGCAGAACAAAUCAAAUAUACCCCGAAGAUGAAUCUGAUUUAUUACGUGUUGGUCCAGAUCCUUCUACAUUAUAA